Molecule: messenger RNA, 2913 nt
Organism: Dermacentor albipictus
Lineage: Eukaryota; Metazoa; Arthropoda; Arachnida; Ixodida; Ixodidae
Source: RefSeq, a predicted model, not a curated record
CUUCCUGCGGGUGCCUUCAUCGAACGACGGAUCGCUGGAUUCUCUAACCUGUGAAGUAUUGGUCAACUAUCGACAGCGUUUCUUGUUAUUUUUCGCUUCGGUAGCAAUCUUCCCCGUAUAUUUUCCGGAUAGAGGAUCAUCUUAGCCUUUGUGUGCUAAUCAGCCGUGCUUGUUUUCUGUCUCUUCACCUGGUGUCAGAGUUCGUCCGACGCUUGCGCGCUAUGAUCGGAGUGAGAGUGCCAGCGGUGUACUCGCGACGUUUCGCACUAGUCGCGUUGUGCGCAUGCCCACUGUACUAAUCUGCAGACCCCUAUUAUAAUAAAGAAAUAUUCAAGUCGCUUAAUCCCACAGUUCCUGCCAAGUACUUGUCUUCAGUACACUUAAGGAACCACACAUUACCCUCUCUUUUUCUUUCUUUUUGUUCCCCUUAAACGGAGAACUGAUAAAUCAGCGCGAAAGACUUGCAAGAAAACGUGAGGCCCGCACAGGCGUUGACUCGGUUGUUAUUAAUGUCGAGCCAAUUUGCCCAAGCUCCGAAAUAACUUGUUCUUGGGCAAAUUGGUUGAUAUCUGGGGACACCAUUCUAGCGCAAAUAAAACAAAGAGUAGACCAGACAUCACGGGUGCAUCAUAUAGAGAACGCGUGAUGUUCGGUCUUCUGUUCUUUGUUUCAUCUGAGCGACGAUGUCUCGCAACAACUACACGCCAGCUUCCAUCACGGUGAAGGGAUGAAGAGACCUUGAUAGGCGUAUCUCAAAGUGUCACUUAUGUAUUCAUGGCGACACGAAGCUCAUUUCUACCUCUUCGCAAAGCUUUUGCAGGCCGAUGUCACUCCUGCGAUUCCUGGCACAACGUUAGAAGAUGAGCCCCAUGGCGAUCGUAGCCUUGCUGCGCAUGUUGCGGCGCCAGUGUCGGCUGGUGCCGGCCCUCAGGGCGCUUCUUCUGUGCAGCGCAGGCCACUGCCUGUGGACUUUCCUGUCACCUUCAGCAGGUUCGCGAUCGCCCGGCGACCGAUGGGAGCGGCCAGUUCCGAUAGGUCAUCGCAUUCACACCGCGGGAUGCACGCUGCCCCGGUUCGAUCCAUUCGACCCGACCGUCAAGCCUUUCAUCCGGCGCCGCUUCGAGCACGCGAAGUGUUCCGGAAAGCCUAACUUCCUCACCAUCAGGCAUGGUUUCCCGACUAUACUUCCAGAGAAACUGGAGGAGCACAGAGUCCUUCCUGAAGAACUCACGUGCUUCUACAGGGAAAUCUACCGAAAUGAUUCUCUAAAUGUUCCAGACAGAGUGUAUCUGUUCGGGCCCAGAAGAACACUGUCCUUUGAAGAGGCACUGAAACAGGAGUUUGUAUUCGUAGAGUGUGUCACAAAGAAGUCCCCGAAGAGGCCCUUUCAUGACCAGUUUCUUCUGAACCCACUCCUUAAAAGGAACGUCGAGAAGCGCUGCCGAAACUCGCGUGAAAGGACGCCCCACAACCUCAGCGUUUUAAUGCUUGGUCUCGACGCCGUGUCGCACCUUAACUUUGACAGGCACCUUCCGGAGACUGGGAGGUUUGUGCGGCAAAAACUCGGCGCUUUCGAACUUCAUGGAUAUAACAAAGUUGGGGAGGACAGCUACCCGAACCACAUGGCCCUCCUCGCUGGUCUCAAGUACCACGAAGCGGACAAAGCGGCUCAGGCCGGAUUCUACGACAACCUCAAUCCCUCGUUGAUCUGGCGUAAAUAUGCUGCGCGGGGUUACAGGACCAUGUUUCUCGAGGAGUGGACGCAGUAUUCUUUGUUUAGCAGCUUCCAAAGGAAAGGUUUUCGGCACGCGCCGACUGACUAUUAUCUGCGACACGCCAUCAUGCUAAUGGAGGAGCUAGCCAAGAACACUGAAGAAGAACUGCGGGUAAGCUGCUUGGGACCCACUAUGCCGUCCGAAUUGCUGCUAGAAUACCUUGCCACCUUUGUGAACGUCAUGUCGGAGCGACCUUUCUUCGCCUAUGCCUGGUUCACCGAACUAACGCACGAGUGGCUCAACAACGCAGCGUAUGCGGACGCACCUUUCCGGCGACUGCUCGAAGAUCUGCACGCUUCCGGCGCUCUCAACCACACGGUUCUUGUGUUCCUCAGCGACCACGGAUUGCGCUUCGGCGACGUGCGCACCACGUACAUCGGAAGGCUCGAAGACAUCCAGCCGUUCGCCUUCCUCGUCUUUCCGCCGUGGUUCCUAGAGAAGAACCCCGAGGCUGCUCGGAAUCUUCGUGUCAACCAGCGCCGCCUGACGACGCCCUUCGACGUCCAUGCGACGCUCGUCGAGCUGCUCGACUAUCCCGUCAGCAAGCGACCGCGCACCGACUACGGACUGAGCUUGUUUAACGAGAUUCCGGAGGAGAGGACGUGCAGCGAUGCGUUCAUCAAGCCUCAGUGGUGCGCGUGCAGUGUGUGGGACGUUGCUGCCGUGCCCGGUGCGCUGGCCAGGGCACUGGCUGAAAGGCUUGUUGCUCGUGUCAACGGGGCGUUAGCGCGAGCAUCGCGAAACUGCGCUGAGUAUCGACUCCUCCGAGUGAUGGACGUGACGUCGCUGCAGGCGACACCAGCUGAGCUUGAAAAGAACGUGAGUGAUUACUUGAUCGUCGUCAAGCUGUCGCCUGGAAAUGCUGUCUUUGAAGGUCUCGUGCAGGUUUACGGCGACCACAGCACUGAGGUUAUGCAUAUCAGCCGUGUCAACAAGUACAAGGUACAGUCCUACUGCGCGCACACGCGCUGGCUUCGGAAAUAUUGCCACUGCCGCCGCACUCACGAAUUGCAGGUCUGAGUUUUGCGUUCCGUAGCGCGUUAGCUCGGCGAAGGUGAAAGAAAGUGAAAUGUAGAUCGAGAACUUCGCUACAGAUAUAUUUGGCAGAAAUAAAUUUUGCGAUAAUUUGCGAAGCGAA